UAGCAGUCUUAGCACACGACAUAGCACAGUAGCACCUCUCGCCCUUGUUGCGCUGCAUUCUUCAGUAUAUACCCCAACCCUGUUACUGACAGGUCUGCAUUCGAAUCACUACAGUCACGAUGAUUCCGCGAAUUCUGCUCACGGCGGUUUGCCUCGUCCACGGUGCUUUGUCACGCGCACUUCCACCCACAGCACAGGUCCCGCUGUUGUCUUCGCAGCACCAGGACUCCGCCAAGCCGGAGCAUUCGAGCGUUCUGAUCGCCUACAAGCGGAAUGGGGAGGAUCACGAGGCAACAUUUCAGUUCCCAUUGCGACGGCCCAUACGAGGAUCGGUGCUGCACGAUGACCCUUGGCACGACACACACCGAGCCGUGAACUCGAUGAAGAUUGUGGCCGUGCUGGAUGCGGAGACAGCGGCGUUUAGGUCCGAGGACGAGCUGGUGCGGGUGCGCUGCAGAAUCGAGCCAGCGUUCAGCGCCGAGGAAGUCAGCGCGGCGUCUGAUUCAGGUAGUGAACUGCGUGUCUGGCCGACGUUUGGCGUAGAGGACGGGAUUGUGAUUCUGGACCGAUCGGACUCGAGGUGGUUUCUGGCAGGUAGAUCAAUAAAGAACAUCGAGUGCUGGUGAAGCAAUAGCAGAAAGAUCAAGUAUGCCGCUGUGACAGUCGCGUCCGAUAAUAGACAACAGGGGUAUAUUCUUGUGAUGCAGCGACCGUAAACCAUGCAACUCCAGGCAAUGCAAAGCCUCGCGUAUUCUAUCAGACGUUGUCGCCAUCGUUCAUGUUGGC
Boeremia exigua is the source of this 786-nucleotide messenger RNA. RefSeq lists its product as uncharacterized. Bases 120 to 626 code for a protein of 168 amino acids. Lineage: Eukaryota; Fungi; Ascomycota; Dothideomycetes; Pleosporales; Didymellaceae. The record is from RefSeq and is a predicted model, not a curated record. The transcript is spliced from 2 exons.